GACGACUCCAUUCCUUUCAACGUCGUCAAGAGUGACGAGACCUAACCGCCAAGAAAUCGAUUUUGCCGCUCACCUCUGGAAUUCAGCAUUUCGGUCGUUUCUGUUUUACAUAAACGAAGAUGGAUGAUAGCGUGUCCCAUGUCUUGCUGGAGCGCACAUUGGCUUGGAUUAACCGCGUGGUGGCUAAGUUCAAGCAGGGUUUGGAAGGAGGCGAGUGGAAGGAUGAAGUUUCUGAUGAGGAGGCUGUUAAUCUCAGCAAGGAUAUCUCCAGUUUAUGUCCCCUGUAUGGUCCUAAGCUCUAUCUGUUUUAUGAACGGCUCUAUGGAACAUACUACAAGCAUAGUGUGUUACCAUGUGUAAAGAACAAGCAAGGGGAAGAAAUGCUUCGUGAGCUUUGCCAUAGGUGGAACAAUCACCAGCAUAUGGUUUCAUACCUCGCCAAGUUUUUUGGCGGUCUUCAAAAGUUUGUUCCGGAGCUUUCGUUUACGUCAGAUGAAGUUUGCUUGGCUUCUCAGGUUCUCUCCAAAAGGAAAAGAGCUGGAAAAUAUAAAGCUUCAUUGGAAGAGGUUGCCAUGGUGACUUUCCGAGAUCAAGUUCUCAUAGCUUCUGAAGCCACAACGGCCCUUAUCAAGAUGAUAACUGAUCAACGCGAUGGAGUUGGGAUUGAUCAGAAGUUACUGAGUAGAGUGUGUGACCUUUAUGUUCUGAGUGGGCUAGGAAGUGAAGAAGUAUACGAAAUGAACUUUGAGAGCUACUUUCUUUAUGAAACGCAAUCUUACUAUUCGGGAAAGGCGUCAAGCUGGAUAGCAGAUGAUUCGUUCCCUGAUUACUUGUUGAAAGUUGAGAAGUCUCUGAAAAACGAGAAGGAGAGAGUCGCUCCCUACCUUCAUUCAAGCACCGAGCCUAAACUAGUUGAUGUUGUGCACAAGGCAUUGCUGGUUUCUGUUCAAGAUCAGCUUCUCGAAAAGGAGAACUCAGGUUGCCGUUCAUUUCUAAGUAAAGACCAGAAGGAUAAUCUCUCCAGGAUUUUCAGAGUUUAUCGUGCAUUUCCCAAAAGGUUGAAGACUUUUGCUGACUUCUUCAAGCUUCAUAUUACUGAAGAAAUGAACUCCCUUAUAGAACAAGCCGAACACGCACUCAACAGUGGUCGUAGCGUGAAGGACGAGGUGCUUUUCAGAGAGAUAGCUGAUCUACAUGAUAAGUACAUGGAAUAUGUCAGGGACUGUUUUCAUUACCGCUCUCGCUUCCACAAUGCGUUCAAAGAAGCUUUUGCAACACUGGGUGGAAGCUUAAUUGCAGAACGACUUGCAACCUUUUGCGACAAUAAGGCAGGAGUGAAUGAUCUCCCAAACCUGUACAAGAUUUAUGAUACAGCUUCCCUCUCGUUGGAACCUGUUGCAGAAGCCUUCAAGCGUCAUGUUACUGCACAAGUGAAAGCCUGUAUACAAAAAGCCAUAGACGCACUUAGCAGUGGUGGUAGCGUGGAGGACGAGGUGCUUGUCAGAGAGAUAGGUGAUCUACACGAUAAGUACAUUGAACAUGUCAGGGACUAUUUUCAGUACCACCGCCUCUUCCACAGUGCGUUCAAAAAAGCUUUUGAAAUCUGCUGUAAAAUGACACUGGGUGGAAGCUCAAUUGCAGAACGACUUGCAACCUUUUGCGACAGUAAGGCAGGAGUGAAUGAUCUCCCAAAGGUGUACAAGAUUUAUGAUACAGCUUCCCUCUCGUUGGAACCUGUUGCAGAAGCCUUCGAGCUUCAUGUUACUGCACGAGUGAAAGCCUGUAUACAAAAAGUCAAAGACGCAGAGGCGCUUGUCAAAGAAAUAAUUAAACUACACGGUGAACACAUGGACUAUGUCGGGAAAUUUCUCGAGAACCACUCCCUCUUCCUCAAUGCGCUGAAAGACGCUUUUAAAAUCUUCUGUAAUGAAGAAGUUGAUGGAGGAAGUUCAAGUGCAGUAACCUAUUGCGAAAACCUUCUCAAGAAGGCAGAGAUGGAUGAUAUCUCAACGGUGUACACGCUUUAUCAUGUAAUCUCCAAAGGGUUGGAACCUGUUGCAAAAUCCUUCGAGCUUCAUGUCACUGCACAAGGGAACUCUCUUAUCAAACAAACAGUCGACGGGAUUACUAGUGGUUGUAGCGUCAAGGAGAAACAGGUGCUUGUCAUCAGAGAUUUAAUUGACCUACACGAUAAAUACAUGGUCUAUGUCACCGGCUGGGUUCAUGACCUCACCCUCUUCCACAAGGCGUUCAAUGAUGCUUUUAGGCUCUUAUGUAGCAAGACAGUGGGUGGAAGCUCAAUGCCUGAACUACUUGCAAUCUUUUGCGACGAUCUUCUCAAGAAGGCAAGGAAUGGCAAAUCGAAUGAUGACUCUACUAUUGAAUCUACCAUUGACACUGUGGUUAAGUUGCUUGACUUUAUAGACGACAGAGACGUUUUCGCCGAGUUUCAUAGGAAGAAGCUAGCCGGUAGGCUCUUAGUUGAUCGCAAUGUCAGUGACGAGAGUAUAAUUACAAAGCUCAAAGGACGUUUCGGUUCGAGCUUAACCUACAAGAUGGAGAACAUGGUGUUGGAUAUGGAACUGGUAAAAGAAAGACAGCUGGGGUUCAAGGCAUAUAUGGGCGAUGCUGGAAUGCUUGAUUUGAGUGUCAAUGUCUUGAACAAAGGCUUUUGGCCUGGUUUCAAGACGUCAAGUGUCAAUCUUCCGUGUGAAAUGUCCCAGUGCAUUGGAGCUUUCAGUGCAUAUUUUGGAACCAUUACCCGUGGUAGGAAGCUUGAGUGGAUCUAUAGUGAGGGAACGUGCCUUGUUAAGGGUACAUUUUAUUCUGGACCUAUCGACCUUAUUGUUACAACGUUACAGGCUAUUGUGCUCUGUGCUUUCAACAGCACAGAAACAUUAAGCUACCAGGAGCUCAUCGAACAAGUUAAGCUUAGCAAAGAAGAUCUUAUCAGCGUGCUUCAUUCACUCUCGUGCUCCAAAUACGUGAUUCUUAAGAAAGAGCCAGCCUCAAAGACCAUCGCUGAAACGGAUGCGUUCCAGUUCAACUCCGAGUUCACGUCUACAAGUCGUAGAAUCAGGGUCAGUGUUCCUUCUCUUCCUCUUCCUCCAGCGUGUGAAAGGGAGAAAGUUGCUCAAGAUGUUGAUAGAGAUAGAAGAUACGUGAUUGAUGCUUCUCUUACGCGGAUCAUGAAGAGCAGGAAAGUGCUUCCCCACCAACAGUUAAUCUCUGAAUGUGUUGAGCAACUUAGCCGAACGUUCAAGCCUGAUAGAGCGAUGAUCAAGAAACGUAUUGAGGAUCUGAUCAUCAGAGAUUACUUGGUGAGGGAUACCGAGGAUCCUAACAAGUACAAAUACGUUGCUUGAUGUUAGGCUGCAAAUCCAUGUGUUACUAUACUUUCAAAUACGUUGCCUGAUGUUAGUAUUCUACUCAUUACUACUGUUCUAUCUGGUGUUUCAAAUUUUGGAUCGCUACUGAUGUUUCUUUUAAUGCGUAUUCUCGCAAUUUAGACUCUGAUCUGAAAAGAACAUACGAGCUUAC
Molecule: messenger RNA, 3540 nt
Organism: Brassica oleracea var. oleracea
Lineage: Eukaryota; Viridiplantae; Streptophyta; Magnoliopsida; Brassicales; Brassicaceae
Product: cullin-1-like
Exons: 9
Coding region: 120-3365 (1081 amino acids)
Biological process (GO): protein ubiquitination; ubiquitin-dependent protein catabolic process
Cellular component (GO): cullin-RING ubiquitin ligase complex
Molecular function (GO): ubiquitin protein ligase binding
Source: RefSeq, a predicted model, not a curated record